Myotis brandtii (Brandt's bat) is the source of this 1325-nucleotide messenger RNA. RefSeq names its product somatostatin receptor 5 (gene SSTR5). The transcript is spliced from 2 exons. Gene Ontology annotation, molecular function: somatostatin receptor activity; neuropeptide binding. Gene Ontology annotation, biological process: regulation of insulin secretion; neuropeptide signaling pathway; cellular response to glucocorticoid stimulus. Gene Ontology annotation, cellular component: membrane; neuron projection. NCBI's taxonomy places the organism in Eukaryota, Metazoa, Chordata, Mammalia, Chiroptera, Vespertilionidae. The record is from RefSeq and is a predicted model, not a curated record. The coding region runs from base 108 to 1202 and encodes 364 amino acids.
GCACCAGUGACAAUGACCCCCCAUCGGCUCCUGGUGAAGUAAUGACCUAGAUUCCCGGUGCCGUGUGCCGGAGCAGAAGAGAGGACAGUCCCCUGCCCUUGGUGGCGAUGGAACCGCUGUUCCCCACCUCCAGACCAGCCGCCUGGAACACCUCAGCGGCCACCAGCGGCGGCGGGGAGAACGGGACAAUGGCGGGGCCCGCAUCCUCGCCGGGGGCCCGAGCGGUGGUGGUGCCGGUGCUCUACUUGCUGGUGUGCGUGGUGGGGCUGGGGGGCAACGCGCUGGUCAUCUACGUGGUGCUGCGCCACGCCAAGAUGAAGACAGUCACCAACAUCUACAUCCUCAACCUGGCGGUGGCCGACGUGCUCCUCAUGCUGGGCCUGCCCUUCCUGGCCACACAGAACGCCGUCUCCUACUGGCCCUUUGGCCCCGUGCUGUGCCGCCUGGUGAUGACGCUGGACGGCAUCAACCAGUUCACCAGCAUCUUCUGCCUGACCAUCAUGAGCGUGGACCGCUACCUGGCCGUUGUGCACCCCAUCCGCUCCACGCAGUGGCGCCGCCCACGGGUGGCCAAGCUGGCCAGCGCCGCGGUCUGGGCCUUCUCGCUGCUCAUGUCUCUGCCCCUGGUGGUCUUCGCGGACAUCCAGGAGGGCUGGGACACCUGCAACCUCAGCUGGCCGGAGCCCGUGGGCCUGUGGGGCGCCGUCUUCAUCAUCUACACGUCCGUCCUGGGCUUCUUCGGGCCGCUGCUGGUCAUCUGCCUGUGCUACCUGCUCAUCGUGGUGAAGGUGAAGGCGUCCGGCGUGCGCGUGGGCUCCACACGGCGGCGCUCGGAGCGCAAGGUGACACGCAUGGUGGUGGUGGUGGUGCUGGUGUUCGUGGGCUGCUGGCUGCCCUUCUUCAUCAUCAACAUCGUCAACCUGGCCAUCGUCCUGCCCGAGGAGCCCGCCGCCGCGGGUGUCUACUUCUUCGUGGUCAUCCUGUCCUACGCCAACAGCUGUGCCAACCCUGUGCUCUAUGGCUUCCUCUCUGACAACUUCCGCCAGAGCUUCCGGAAGGUUCUGUGCUUCCGAAAGGGCUAUGGCACCGAGGACGUGGAUGCCACGGAGCCGCGGCCUGACAAGAGCAGCCGGCUACAGGAGGCCACGCUGGCUGCAUGCAGCUCAGAGGCCAACGGGCUCAUGCAGACCAGUAGGUUGUGAGGGGUGCUGAUGGGCCACGCCCGGCACCCCUGCCCCACCCGGUCUGGGUUUCCUGCUGGGCCGAGCCCUUCCCUGAGAUUUGGGGACCUGCUGAGGUGCUCCCCUGCAGCCUGAAUACUCUUC